Messenger RNA from Dracunculus medinensis (Guinea worm), 228 nucleotides. Lineage: Eukaryota; Metazoa; Nematoda; Chromadorea; Rhabditida; Dracunculidae. The record is from the annotation of a GenBank genome assembly.
AUGAUGGGCAUCACUUGUCGGCGCUCAAGAGCUAUACAAAUCAGUCCAGGGCAUAGCAUCACAGCCCUUGAAUACGCUGAUGAUGUAGUAGUCCUUUUUUCUGACAGUUAUAAGGAAAUGCAAAUAAUGUUAAAUGAUGUGGUUGAUGAAACCCUUAUUGAAUCGUCGCGAAAUCAUCGUAAAGACGAAAAUGCAUCUUGCUAUAUGGCUGCAAAACAUGGCGAAUGA